GGGCGGGCUGGGGGGGGGAGGGAGAGGCAGGGACUGUGGCUGUGAGUGACACACAAUGAGGCGAGGGGCCGCGGCGGGGCCGUGAGGGGCCGGGACCGAGCGGGGGGAAGCAGCGGGCCCAGCCAUGGACAAUCAGUGCACGGUGCAAGUGAAGCUGGAGCUGGGGCACCGAGCCCAACUCCGUAAAAAGCCCACCACCGAAGGGUUUACUCAUGACUGGAUGGUGUUUGUCCGUGGCCCAGAACAAUGCGACAUCCAGCACUUUGUGGAGAAGGUGGUCUUUCGGCUACAUGAGAGCUUCCCUAAACCCAAACGUGUGUGCAAGGAGCCUCCUUACAAAGUGGAGGAGUCCGGCUACGCUGGUUUCAUUAUGCCCAUUGAAGUACACUUCAAAAAUAAGGAGGAACCGAAGAAAGUUUGCUUCACAUAUGACCUUUUCCUGAAUCUGGAGGGAAACCCACCUGUGAACCAUCUUCGCUGUGAGAAACUGACAUUCAACAACCCCACCAAGGACUUCAGACGCAAACUUAUUAAGGCUGGAGGGGUGAUGGUAAUGCCAGAAGGAGCAGAAACGGUGUCCAGGCCAAGUCCUGACUACCCUAUGUUACCCACAAUACCACUCUCUGCCUUCUCUGAUCCCAAGAAGACCAAACCAUCCCAUGGGUCAAAGGAUGCAAACAAGGACAGUAGUAAAGCAUCCAAACCACACAAAGUAACCAAGGAGCAUAGAGAGAGGCCAAGGAAAGACUCUGAGAGCAAAAACUCCUCCAAAGACCUCGAACGAGAACAAAGCAAGCCUUUGAAAGAUUCCUCCAGAAAACCAGCUGAGAACAAACUGCCUAAGGAUGAGAAAGCACCUCCUAAAGCUGCUUUCAAGGAACCAAAACUAGCCCUGAAGGAGACCAAACUGGAGAACACUUCUCCAAAGGGUGGACCACAGCCGGAGCCAAAAUCUUCCAGCAAGAGGCCCUCCAACGUGGAGUCACCAAAGCCAAGCGCCAAAAAGCAAAAAAAGAGCAGCUCCAAAGGGGUGAAGAACGUCCCAGGAACUUCUCCCCGAACUGCGUCUUCCUCAUAUCCAGAGAAGAAACAAACCAAGGAGAAGAUGAAUGCCAAAGUGGAGAAAGUAAAAUCUGAAAGCGAAGCCAAGGAGAUCAAAAAACCUGUGGAGAUGGAGGAGUCAAAUUCAGAGGAUGAAACUUCUUUUAAAUCAGAGGGGGUGAAGUCUGUCCACUCCAGUCCUUCCAACUCCAGUUCCAGCUCAGACUCCAGUUCUGACUCGGAUUUUGAACCAUCUCAGAACCACAGUCAAGGCCCACUGCGCUCAAUGGUAGAGGAUCUACAGUCGGAGGAAUCAGACGAUGAUGACACCUCUUCUGAGGAAGAGGCAGCAGUGAAAGCUAACCCGGUCAACCGGGAUUCCAGAUUGAGUCUUAGCGACAGUGACAGUGACAACAGUGCGGACUCCUGCCUGCCAAGUCGAGAACCCCCUCCCAGUCAGAAACUUCCCCCAACUAAUAAUAAGGCCUCUGGAAGAAAGAGUCCAGAAUCUUGCAACAAGCCAGAAAAGAUCCUGAAGAAGGGAACAUAUGACAAGGAUUGCUUAAAUGAGCUCAGUUUUGCUGGUACAUGCAUGAAUAACUCUGGGACAGCUUUACAGGCCUACACUGAUGAAUUGGUGGAGCUUCACAGACGGCUAAUGGCGCUGCGUGAGCGCAAUGUACUACAGCAGAUUGUAAAUCUUAUUGAGGAAACUGGGCAUUUCAACGUUACCAACACAACCUUUGACUUUGACCUUUUCUCCUUGGAUGAAACAACCGUCCGUAAGCUGCAGAGUUAUUUGGAAGCAGUGGCAACAUGACGCUUAGCCUUGGAAGCGGGCUGCUUUUGAAACCAGAAAUCCCAUCUCUUGGUACCAGGAAAUAAACCCUUGGAACUAGGCCUUUCUACUCUCUCAAUUCACCCGAAGCACUGCCUUAGAGAACAGCCAUGCUCUGUGAAUGCACAGCCUGCUGCACUUUUUUCAAACAAGCACCCGUAUUGCUGAGUCUGUCCUCCCUCGCUUCGUAAGUACACUUGGGCACAGGUACUGAGUAGAGCAAAAGAUGUGCUGCUCCCAACUACACAAGAGCGUGACCUUGUUUGGUUUUACUUCAAGAAAUUGUCUUUCAGAAUACAUUUUCAGGUGUCUCUGAGAGCUGAAGGAAUUUGGACAAUGCUUUCUUCGCUGGAUCCAGGGACCAACUUUCCCACAGAGAGACUCGACUGAGUCAGAUUUCUCCCAGCUCGGGGAAGAAUUGUUCGUGCUGUGUAAGCAAGAUUGGCUUUUACAAAGCUAGCCAUGUGACUUGCAACAGAGAAUGCUUCCCAAUGGGUCCUGUUGGUCUGUUGCAGAGGAAGUGGAUAGUUGUUGCUUUUGAUCAUUUGCAAGUUCUAGAGCGGUUUGGUACAACAGCUUAUUGUAUGUAAUCUGGUCCCUGAUCCCUGGAAGGCAUUGUUUCAUAUGCAGAGUGCAGGGCCUUAUUCUGUGUUUCAGCUUCUCAGAGAGACAGAGUUUGUGCUCUUUGAAGAGGCUUCCAGAAUCUGCUGUCUCCCACUGGGGUUUUGAGACUUCUUAUUGAUCCAAGCCCCUAAACAAAGUCUCACUUCUUUCAGUCUGCUUUAACUGUAAUAGGACUACAAAACUGUAAGCUGUAUAUUUUAUAUAUAUAUAUAUAUAUAUAUUAUAUAUAUGUAUGUACUGUAUGUAUAAGAAGGGCCUAGUUGGGUCUUAAGAUUUUAAAGGUGUGUUUUUUCUGUUAUGUUUUUUUUAAUGGUAAUGGCAGGGGAGGGGGGUGGUUAAUAAGAUUUGACUUUGUUUGUUUGUUAAAAGGCCUCUUGUGAACAAUUUUUAGUGUAUGAAAGCUGAACAGCGAUCUUCAAAGCGUUUUGUGCUCUGGAAGGGACUCACCUGUCUCACUUUCAUUCUUCAGUGUUUGAAUAACUUUGCCAAAAUAUGUCAUUGGUUCUUGUUCUGUGUUCUCAAGGAUGAAUUUUUCCUAUAGUGGCCCCUAUAGUAGUGGCUAUACUCUGGGAAAACCAAAAUAAGGGAGUAUUUUAAUCCUGGGACACUUCCUAGAAAACGAAAAGAUCUUGGAACAAGUGAAUUCAGGUUUUUCUGUCACCUGUUCGAAAGAUGGCAGGUAAUGGCAAACACUAACCCUAGUUCAACUUCCAGAUGGAGGUGGGGGAAAUACCUGUCAUGUCUUCAGAAAUAGAUUAAACUCUUCUUUCCUAAAGUCACUAUUUUUAAAGAAAUAAUUUUCACUUUUCCAAUCAAGUUCUAAGCUUUUGCCAGUCGUAAAUGGGCUGCUGGCCGAAAAUUGUGGGGAAAGCAACAGUUCAGAAUAACCCUACACAAACAAACAAACCUCUUUAAAAGUUCCACGUGGGAGUUGGAUGAGGUAUAAAAGAUCAUUCUAAAGCUUCUCCCAUGUGCUGAACCAUUUUUCAAUAUGAAAUUGUAGUCCCUUGUUUUGGAUGUUCCCUUUCUUUAUCAUGGAAAUGUUGCAACUAAUAGAUUAAAGUGGCAAUAUAAUGAUAAGCUUGUUUGAGUUGGGUCAUGUUGACCUGAUUCCUGUUAAUUUUGUCUGUUUGUACCAUCUGUCACAUGUCUUUAUAGAAACGUCAAGCUCAUGCCAGGUCUAUCCCCUGUCACACUGACGGUGAUCUGAUCUGUUUUUGUUUUCCUGAUGGACAUUUCCAAGCCUGGAUAGAAACUGUGUACAAGAAUGUGCUAUGGCAAGGUUAAGAGGAUUACCAGGAAAGGAUGAGACUACAGUACUAUCUCAAGCUCUGCAACUGGAUAUGGCUAAGUGAAGGAAGUCGCACCAGAGACUUAGCUUUUUAAUGCUCUGCAGAUCCCUUGUGCUGUUCAGGGCUUACUGAGUACUUUUAAACUAUAAGAGCAGUCAGUGCUUGUUGAGACUAUUUUUGAUGGAGGGAGUGAAUUCUGUCAUGUUGCAACAUGUCCAAGCCCACUCCAGAAGUUUUUGGGUGUAUGGAGAAUGGCUCCGGGUAUUCAAAGCCUCCAAAUAGCCUCGCUCCGGAGAUUCUAGUCAAGGGAUGAGUGAGGCCUUCCCCUCCCAUGUAACAGCAACAGUGUUAACUGAGCUGUUUGUGUGGAAAGUCCCUACGACUUUCACCUCCUCUCUUCUUCGGAGAUCAACUUCCUUCCCUGCUCCCAAAUCCCGUUUCUAAAUCAACUUCACCCCUAGCACCCAUACUUACUGUAUUGGCCUUGGGACAAAGUAGCUUCCAGAUAUAUAGCGCAAAGGACUAGAGAGAGGCACACAGACAGACACUUCCCCAUCAUGUUAAAAACAGAACCUUUAUCAUGAUGCUCCCCAGCUGGGCCAAGGAGCAAGAGUCUUGAGGUUGUCCCUGAACAUAGCUGUGCCAUCUGGUAGUGCCUAGGGCUCCCCCCUGUGGCCACUGCACCGUCUUGUCCCGGACUUUUACUUUACUUGUGAAAUUUAACAAGUAUUACUAUUUCAUGGGGAAUCUUUUUUUUUUUUAUAAAAGGUAUUUUACAUAUGAAUUUUUUAGACUGUUUAUAAUUAUCUGGGAAACCUGAAAUGGAAAUGUUCCCCAACAAUAGUGUUCUCCUUUGUGUGCACCUGCUGGUUUGUUACUAACAGUACUUUGUUUCUCACAAGUACUUUGCUGGUAUUUUACCAAAUCAUUAGUUUUUUUGGGGGGUGGUGGUGGUAGGAUUGGGGACCACAUGAGGAAUGACUCUGCAAAUACGGAAAAAUUGCUUAAAUCAUGGACCUCCCAACCUUUGUGUCCCCUUUUAGUUACAUUUAAGAAAAGUUCCACUUUUAGAUUCUCUAGUAGGCUGACUGGUAUUCUGAACAUGCCAUGUACAAGUAUUUGUGGAUAAAGUGUUUUGUUCUUGUGUCACUCUUGAGAGCAUGGGUGGAUAAUUGUAAAAUAGAAAGGAGAUUUUGAUACUGCUACUGAUAGUACCACUACAAAUCUGUACGACAAUGCAUAGUAACUUGCAUUGUUUAAAAUAAUGCAAUUGUCUGACUGUUUUAGCCAUAAUGAUUUUUCCAAGGAAAAUGGACAAAACUCAAGUUUACUCUAAAUGUCCUUCAGCUUGGUAUUAAGGGCAUGUACAAGUAAUGAUUAACCUGAAGGCUUUAAGAGUAAUUGAUUUGAGUAAUGUGGAUGUGAGAUCAGGGCACAGCUUUUCUUUUGCCCUUGGUCUUUGUAUAAAAGGGCAGAAUAGGGGGUCAAGAACACUGUCCAGUUGUCUUGGUCUGAUCUGUAUUAAGCCUUGAGGCUUUCAUUACUGGCAUUUACUGUAGAAAUGGACAAAAGGUUGUGACCAGAUCACAGAAUGCCAGUUAGGAAGAACAUUGGACACAAUAGUAGUGUAAAACAGGCUUUGAUGUAGUCAGCCUGAAUAUAUGGAAGUGCAAUGAUUUAGCCACAAGUUCUUAUACUGCUCUCCAUGGUGGGAGCAUCAGAACUCGUAAGGAGCUAUGAUGCAACAAUCUAGGACCAGUUCUUGUCAGAGAUCUUUAACUUAUUUUGAUGGUAAAACAUUUAAACUUCCCUUUAUGGAACUUGCCCCAUCAUAUUCCCUGCAUGCAGAGACCUGUGUCAUUAUUGGUUCAGUAAAUUUCAAAUGUAAUGUCCAAUGGCCACUGAUGGCUUUACACGCACUAUAGCACAGUUGAUAUACUCAAAAGAAGCUUCCUUGAUCAUUUCAGGUGCCUGGCACUUGCUAGUUGACAUUCUGAAGUGUCAAAACUAGACACAACCAUUGUGCACCUUGUAAUGAUUCUUACUUUUAAAGAUAAAUUAAAAUCAGAUGGGUAUUGCUUUCAUGAGGCAUGAAAUAGCCAUCAAGAACUAAAGAGAUGAGUUUGCACUCCUAAAAGUGUGUAAGUACUUCAGCUUCUAGAUUUUUAAUUGUAUUCUCCCUAAAACCCAAGGUAUUAAAUACCUUGUCAUUUGAGGAUAUGAAAGGUUGUGCUGGGAAAUGAGUUCUUCACUCAACUAUAAGAAAUUCAUCUGGCCCCCAAGAUUAAAAGAGAGAAGAAUAAUGUUUGUAAUAAGUUACAGGAUUGUUUCUGUCCUGAAUUUUAAACUUUUUGUUAAAUUUGUGGAAUUAUGGAGGAGUUUUAUAGAAAAACGUGAAAUAAAGUAAGAUGGAAAAGUAAAAAUGAAGGGGUAUUUUGUUUCUCUUAACUUCAUUCCUGACUUGGAAAGGAGAUGCUCUACUAGAAAAUGACCUCUACAUUGUAAAUCUCUGCUUCAGAAAAUAUUUUCCCCUAGAGAAAUAAUAUGGAAACAGUGGCCUUAGCUUAAACUUGAAAUAAUCAACUUAAUGUGACCCCUGCAACUCUGCUCUUACAGCAGUAUCAAUAAUACUUGGGACAAAUAUUAACUAUUCUAGAGCCUUGUCAUCUGCUCCAUUAAAUACAGAACAGUAACUACUUGACAAAUGGAAAAGGGCACAAGUGCUAAAUGUUAUCACACUUCUGAGUUAAACUGUUCACCACUCACACGAAACUAAUUUUCAUCAGUGUGGUGUGUAGUGCAUUCUGAUUUGGCCUGUAUUGGCCAUAAGGAACAACUUGCUGUUUAGCAGUAACUGUCAGUGAGCACUCUACUGUCCAGGCAGUUUCUGCUUUUAACGAACGCUUUCUGCUUAUUUUUAUGAGAAAUGCAGGUCUUGUCUGCUCUGGAAGAGGCUGUGGGGCACAGCAACUUGUGAUUAUGAUACUGGGUACCAAGGAAGGGAAAUCUAAGUAAGAGGAAGAGAGUUUAAAAUUCAAGUUUCAGCUUUUCUUUCACAUGGGUGUUAUUUUUGAAUGUUAUCUAACAACCAACGGAUCCCCCCAUCACUGCAAUAAGACUACCUCAGACUUAGGAAUUUAUGCUCAUGGGACCCCUAAAGAGGGAAGAAUUAUCCCAAUUUUAUAUUUGGGAAACUGACUUGUCCAAGGUCAGAGUCUGUCAAAGCUUGUAAUCAAAACAGGCCUCCUGAGUUCCCAAGUCAGCAUCUUAACCUCAGGACUAUAUUUGUGCCAUCUUUGUUAGAGGCUCAAGGUUCCCUACCCCUUCUCACACUUCCCAGUGUCUUUCAGCAAAAGCAAUGAAGUCCAAACUUGAUAUUUAAGGUAGCAAAACAAGCAGGAAAACUCCCCCAGCCUUUGGCUGCCUUUAUACAACACAAAAAUGAGAUGGAAUAAAACCCAAUUGUCUUUCCUUUCCAGGUCACCAAUUAAAGAUCUCACUACACUUUUACCUUGGAAGUUAAAGUAUUUGCAUGGAAUUGAAACUGUAUAUUGGCAGGUAUGGUGGUAGAAUUUUAUGGUGAACAUCCGGAGCUGUUUAGUCUACUGUAAAAUCUCUUGUGAUCAGUCAGACUAGGACUACUAUUUUCUGUGGGGUUAGAAUGUUUUCUAAUGUGUAAGGAUACUGUUUCUGGCUGGAAUUAUGAGUAGUGUUACUAAAAUUCCCUUAACAGGUGUUUUCAAAGGUUUAUAAACCUUAGAAUACACUGCAGGAUUAAGCAAUACACAUCAGUGUUUAUCCCGGCUUCUGCCAUAUGAUACUAACUUUGUCCUCUUUGUUCAUGGGCAGUGAACACACCCCCAUUAGCAAUGCAUAAUAAUAAAAUGAAUAAUUGCAGGAGGCAACCUGCCCAUCAGAUUUAACAGCACUGGUAGCAGGUUGGUUACAGGGUGGCUGGCUCAUGAUCUCGAACAGAAUUCUCCAUGAUGGCAGGACAUUCUGCCUAUGUCUCUAUUCCAGUGAUUCUCAACUUGCAGCCCAAUCAGCACACAGAUAUGUCCCAUGUGACAUCCUCUGGGCCAUACAGGUAGAAUGUAUGCGUGUGGCCCACAGUGGUAAAUAGGUUGGAACCACAGAUCUAAUCCAACACACCCUCUGUCUCCCUGCCUGCAGGUUACAGUCUGCUGGAGACAGUACAAUGCUAAAUUAAGACCCAACUUCCUACAUGGAUUUAAAAACCCUUGACUUAAGGUAACACUACAACUAUUGCAGCUCUCAUUAGGCUGGACAGUACAUGUGGAAAAGUUUCCCCCUCUUCUGUAGAUCCAAGUCCCCUGGGCUUGGAGUGCAUGACUAGGAAGCCUGCUCUAUGAUCUUGGAAGUUGAAUUGUGAGUGCUGUUGUGGAAGUAUUACCAUGUGUACUACCUCAACCCCUUUGACAGAUGUUUAAUUGAAAAAAAUAGUUCAAGUGUACUGAAUUCUCCCUGCUGCCUCAUCAGCAUUGAGCAACCCAAUUUGGGGGCAUCACUGAGAGCUUGGCUCUGAGUUAAAGAGCAUUUUGCACUUUUACAUUUAAAGCAACCCCAGGAGAAUAGCUUUGAAGCAGAGAUUUUUGGUGCCCAUGGCUCCAUGAAGAGAGAGUGGCAUUAGAAUUAUCACCAGGAGAAAGCAGGGUCUGAUAGGGAAAGAGUCCUACUCUCUUCCUAGAUCCAUGUAAAAAGGUAAGUGAAGUGUGAAAGGUAGAUCAAGCACUUCUAGAGUUAAGUGACAUUUUGUGAAUGUGACAGCAUGUAGCACUCUAGGAUAAGACCAUGAGCAUAUGUUUCAGAAGGAUACGUAUCUAUCCAGAACUAAGGCUUAUGUUUCAGAAGAGAAAUCCAGCCUCAAACUGGAAAAGGCUAGGAAGAAACUUUUGGUGUGGGCAGGUUCUCUACCUUCCUCAAGGAGCUGGUGCUGGCCCCUAGACUGAGCUAGAUGGAUCUAUGUAAUGCAAUUAAAUUCCACUCAAAGGAAUUAAUUGCCUUUCCAAAACCAGUCCUGUCAUUGCUCUUUCCUGGAGUUCAUAACUGGCUAUUUUACAUCACUUUCUAAAGUGAGUAUUUCAAGGGAGAAAGGAUAUUUAGAAUAAGGAGUACAGGCUCUUUAGGAUGGUACUUGAAUGUGGAGUUCAUUUGAAACAUGAAUACAUCCUAUUUCACCCUAAGCUUUAGGACAGCUAGUGUAUAUCACCCUUUUGUAGAUAAAGGUAGAAAUUUCUCUUUGAUGCUACUGGAAUUAAACAGCCCACCCCCCCAAGUUCUCUAGAGAGAGUGGAGUGCUGAAUUGCCCUCUUAAUAGGAAAAGGCUCAAGUACUGUUUUGUAUAAGGAGUUUUAGCCUUUUAUACAAGGUGGCUAUUAAAUACCCCCAACUCCCUUUGGGCUGGAACCUGUUUCUAUAGACCACAUCAUAUGUCUACUAGGGCUGUCAAGUGAUUUUAAAGAUUAAUUGCACUGUUAAAUAAGAAUACCAAUUUAAAUUUGGGGGUGUUCUACAUUUUCAAAUAUUGAUUUCAAUUAUACUGAAAAGUGUAUAGUACUCAUUGUGUCAGAUGGGCCUUGUGAAAAAAAAGUAUAUUUGCACUACAGUACUUGCAUUAGGUGAAUUGGAGUCUAUCAUUAGGAAUGUUACUUACAAAUGUAGAAUUAUGUACAAAAAACAAACUGCAUUAAAAAAGAAAACAUGUAAAACUUUAGAACCUACAAGUCCACUCAGACAAUUUGCAGGAGAUAAUGCUACCCACAUCUCAUUUGUCACCUGAAAGCAAGAACAGGUAUUCUCAAUGAUAUUGUAGCCAACAUAAGAUAUUUGUGCCAGAUGCACAGGAGAUUCAUAUGUCCCUUCCUGCUUCAACCACCAUUCCAGAAGAUGUGCAUCCAUGCUGAUAAGUGGUUCUGCUAGAUAAUGAUCCAAGGCAGAGUGGACUACUGAAGGAUCAUCUGAGUCAAAUGCCACAAGCAGAAGAUGGAUUCUCUCUUUCGGUGGUUCAGGUUCUACGGUUUCUGCAUUGGAAUGUUGCUCUAAGAGAUGUGAAAGCAUGCUCUAAACCUCAUCCCUCAGAUUUUGGAAGGCAUUUCAGAUUCUUAAAGCUUGGGUCAGAUGCUGUAUCUAUCCUUAAAUCUCAUAUUGGUACCUUUGCAUUUUGUCAAAUCUGCUGUGAUAGUGUUCUUAAACUAUGUACUGGGUCAUCAUCCAAAGCUGCCAUAACAUGAAAUGACAGAUGCAGGUGAGACAGUUCUCCCACCCAAUGAGGUCAGUCAAAUUUAUUUAUUUUUUUUUUUAAAUAAAUCAGCAUAGAAGCAUGUCCUCUGGAAUGGUGGCCAAAAGGGGCAUAUGAAUGUUUAGCAUAUAUGGCACAAAUACUUUGCAAUGCUGGCUAUAAAAAUGCCAUGCAAAUGCCUGUUCUCACUUUCAGGUGACAUUGUAAAUAAGCAGUCAGCAGUAUUGUCUAUAGAUGUAAAACUUGUUCUGCCAAUUGCUAUGACAAACAAGGAGGAUGACUGAGUGGUCUUAUAGGCUCUGAAGUUAUGUAACAAAAAAAAAAGUUACAAGUACUGUAGUACAGUCUUGAGUGUAUGAAGUGAAUUGAAAUCAUUUACAAUGCAAAUAUUUGUAAUAGAAAUCAAUAUUUGAAAAUUUAAGGAAUUCUCUAAAAGUUUAAUCAUCCUGUUAAUGUUAAUUUGAGUUUAAUCUGUUAACUUGCACUUACCCACAGCUGACCUUUGCCAGGUGACUUGUACAAUUAAACAGUCCCUUAACCAGAGUCCUGGAGUUGUUAAAGCUUGGCUAGAACAUGUGCUCUAAGAGCUUGAGGUCAGAGGAUCCCAGAGUGCAUGCUGCAGCUGGAGCCUGAAAAUCUACACCACAGUUAAACAGCUCCUUAGCUGGAGUCUAAGUUACUUGGCACAGGUGGGCAAAUGUGGUAUUUUAAUUACAGGGCUGAUGGGGCAGUUCAAUGUGUUCUCCAUUAAACAAUACUCUUCUCUAAUGUUUAGAGUUCUCUGCUAUUAGUUAAGUCAGCUAUAGAGCCCAAUUAAUUUGCAUUCUGCAUUGUCCACUGUUUACUUUUAGGCUUCCUCCUUCCUAGAGCAGGGAUUGUUAGCUAUUCAGGAGAAGCACUGGUCCUUGCAUUUAAGUUCUAAAACCUGAUAGUUAAGGGCCUCAUUUUCUCUACCUGAGAAAUUGAAUCCUCUCCCUACUUUAGAGGCAGUGAAGGUUAUUGCAAGUCACUAUGAAGAAAAAAAACUUGGCAGAAUGUCAGCACUAUAACCAACAUGAUGUAUUGUACAGGUGGUGUUCCUAGAGGGGUUGAGUCACCUCACUUGAUUUUAUGAAAGCUUGCUUUUUCUGUACAGCUGUUCUAAAUCUUACUCUCCCAUGAACCAAGAUAGAUGCUCAACUUCCCCUUCACUACUAAUUUGCUGGUCCAAGUUUCAUUUAGUGACAUUUAACUAAAGCCUACUUUGUGGCAAGUUACUGAAAUGCUAUUUCAAAGACAAAUGAGAUUCAGAUGUUUAUUAACCAUUCAUUAACAAAGUUGACAUUUCACACACUUGUCCCAUAAAUAGAUACAGAAGACCAGUCAGUGGUAAUAGUGCAUAGCACUUUAUCAAAUUACAAGCUUAUGUACACAUGUGGAAUCUUCAUUAUAAUUUGUUACAUAUAGCUCCUCAAUUCUUGUAUAAGUGCUUUAAAUUCCUUCCCUUGCCAUCUUACAGAUGGCAGUUUAACACAACAACAAAUCCUGAUGUGGCUCAAAUUAUGGCAAAGUUACAUUUGAUAUACAAAUCAGAAUAGCCAUUUAAUCCUUGUGUCCUGAAGUAUUACUCAGCCUUUUGAGAUGCCUUAUUUACUCAUUACACAUUCCACUCCAGGCACUUGACAAAGAUAAUGAACUGAAGACUACAUCAGUAAGAGUUGAGUCUUAAAGUAGCUAGAAUGAUUGCACUUGUUCAAUCCUUCACAAUCUCAUACAUGGUUCAUACAGUGUUCAUGAUCACAGAUGAAUACAAGUUUCUCCAAAAAAAAAAAAAGUUAGAUCUUUCAAACAUUUAAGGUCCCUGAACUUAGCUGGAGUUAGGCUAUCAUACAAUGAUACAGAUUUCUGCAUGACUACUGUAUCAUAACUGGUUAACAGGAGGAGGUAAGCAGAGCUAAUUUACUCCUCCAGGCAUAGAGCAGAAAGGUAACUGAUAUGCCUGUUCACAUCAGGCAGAGUGCCCCUGAGCAAAAACAGGUUGUGCAAUAGAGUUUACUGUAAGCAUCCAUGAAUUCAUCAUGAGUUGCCUGCUUCUGUAGAGGGGCCUACAGUGCAAGACUGCGUGAUGUUCUAGAAAUGCAGCACACAUCUAGUUCCCUGCACACACCCCCACCAGAAGUUGAACUUCCCCCUAAUUAGCCCUUUUACCAGAAAAGGCAAUACAAGUCAUUGGAGCAUUUCUAGUUUAACACAUGCAUUAUUUCCUCCUUUCAAGAGAUAAUUAGCCUUUAAAAAACGGUUCUGUCCAUUACUGUCCUGAAAGUAUACUUGCAAAAAGUCAUUAAGACUUCUCACCCACCCCAAGUGUACUAUACGAUUAAAAACCUAGAAGUUCUACCAGUGAGAAGUUUAAGACGUUCUAGGAAGUCUAAAAGCCAGUAUUAGACAAACCAAGUAAACCUGUAUUUUUCAUCUGUACCUUAUAGAAAUCCUUUAUAUGCUUGAUGUAUACAAUUUACUUACAAAAGUCAUUGCUAUUAAAAAAAGUACCCCAGCCCUCAAGUGUAACUACAAAGAAACCAAGAUUCCUGCUUGUUUUACAUUCACUUUCAG
This is a messenger RNA of Dermochelys coriacea (leatherback sea turtle), 12646 nucleotides long. It is a transcript of the gene MLLT1, whose product is annotated as MLLT1 super elongation complex subunit. Gene Ontology annotation, cellular component: super elongation complex. NCBI's taxonomy places the organism in Eukaryota, Metazoa, Chordata, Testudines, Dermochelyidae. The record is from RefSeq and is a predicted model, not a curated record. The transcript has 13 exons. Bases 125 to 1861 code for a protein of 578 amino acids. Gene Ontology annotation, biological process: regulation of DNA-templated transcription.